Messenger RNA from Daldinia loculata, 453 nucleotides. RefSeq lists its product as uncharacterized. The transcript has 2 exons. Lineage: Eukaryota; Fungi; Ascomycota; Sordariomycetes; Xylariales; Hypoxylaceae. The record is from RefSeq and is a predicted model, not a curated record. The coding region runs from base 154 to 348 and encodes 64 amino acids.
GAUUUUCAUAUUGUUUAGUACUUCUUGAACAGGACUGGUUAUGGAAACCACGGUGAUUAUGUCUUCGGAUGGCAGGAUGAUGUGCUCCAGCAUGCUCUAGACCAGCCUUGUUACAUCAACUGCCCUACGCUCAAGACCCAAAAUGCUUAGGCGAUGAAUGCAUGCAGCAAAGAAAGAGUUGUUACCGAAGACAACAUCGACGAUUGGGUUGAGACUCUACCUGGGGGAAUGGUUGCGGGGGGGAACAAGCGUUUUAACAGGAGGUUAAUAAUGAUGACGACUUGGCCUGGAAUUGUGUCAUACGAGUUUAUGUUUUUGCAUUUCCCUCAAUAUUCCCCCAAUGACUAGAUUAUUAGACGCGAACACGCCUCAUAAUGUUUUAUGAUUGAGCAACGCUUUGGCGCCAAUUGGAGAAACUCCGUUGUGAAUGCUGAUAUAUGGCGUAUAGAAUAG